Molecule: messenger RNA, 3633 nt
Organism: Perca flavescens (yellow perch)
Lineage: Eukaryota; Metazoa; Chordata; Actinopteri; Perciformes; Percidae
Gene: fam117aa
Product: family with sequence similarity 117 member Aa
Exons: 7
Coding region: 1429-2478 (349 amino acids)
Source: RefSeq, a predicted model, not a curated record
CACCAAGCUCUGCAGCUUCGUCUUCGUCUCCUGACACAAUUUAAACUCGAGCGAACCCCCUUUGCUUCCAUUGUAAGGAACAGACCCCUUCUGACCUCAUUAUACAGACACCCCAUCCCCCAGCACUCUCCUCAACCGCACACACACACACACACACAUGCACACCAACACCACCCCACCCAGCACCUCCUUGCCAUAGUAAUGCCAUAGUUCUUCUGCAUUACUUUCAUUCUUCAUCUCAGAUGUGGAUUUAUAUUUCAUGAAGAUUUUAAAGUUAUUCUAUUAUAGUCAGUUAGUCAGUCAGUUAGUUUUUAUUUCUUUGUCAUGCCAACAGUGGUCAACCCCACAUGGGAUUACAAGACAUCGCUAUUUAUCAAACAUUAUCAAACACACCUCUUCCAUUAACAUUUAUACAAAAUCAAAAGAAAAAAUCAAUAUACUUUCAAAUAACAUUAUGUGAAAGAUUUCUAAUAAAUUGUACACAGAAUAACCCUUAUCAAUGUAGUUAACCCUUUUAAACUAUGCUGUAAUUUGACAGCUUUGUGCUACAGAUGUGCAUAUGUAUGUGUGCGGGCAACCUUUAAUACAACACCACUGUUUAAUGCUAAUAUUAAUCAAUAAGUUCGUAGAUUGAAAGAAAAUAAUUGCCAAGAAUUUGAAUAACCCAAGUAGAUGUACUGUAUAAGGCAUUUAUCAAGAAAAAAUGCUAAAUAUUAUCUACCAGCAGCCUUCCAAAUGUGUGCUUUUUUAUAAUUUAUAUAAUUUUAAGUUGAAUAUCAUUUGGUUUUGGACUGUUGAUUAGCUAAACAAGCAAUAUGAUUUGACAUUUUGCGGACUGAUUAAUUGUUAGUCAAAAUAAUCCUGUUCCUAUUAUUGUGGCCAUAUUGCUAACAGGAAUUAAGUAUACAUGAAUGAGUUGUCCAAGCUAGAAACACUAGCCAGACCAAAUGUUCUGCUACCUUGAGUCUUUUUAUAGGUUUGUGUCCCAUGAUCCCCAUGUUCAUGUUUUGGGCAGGGUGGGGUUGUUGGUGUUGGAUGAUUGGGGGGGUUGGCAGCUGUAACUCUACACCGAUGUCACUGUAUGACGAUUCAUGCCGCGUUCUAACUUAUUUAGCCAGGCGAUGCACUACGUCCACUGAACAGGACAAGAUGGUGUCGGUGUUUUCCUGCAGGCAGUUAUGGCACCAGUAUUUCUCUGAGCUUUGAGGCUGACACCUAAAUAACAGGUUGUAUUUUGGGGACAGAAAACCAUGACAGAGCCUUACUGCAGACAGUGAGAGCUGAAUGUGUAAUGUUAGCUGUCUUAUGAAUGGCAUGGACACCAGUGAGUGGAUCAUUGUCUGCAGCUGUGUGAAGCAGUUGACUGGAGGCACCAGAACUGUGAGUAUCUGAUCCUGUGGCUCAACUCAGCCUGGGUUUCACCUGGUGAUGAUGAACUGCCAGUCGUCUGCUCCCAGCCAACAGUCGGGAGUGGUCAACCAGACUCCCUCUGGUAGAAAAUCAAGAGUCAAUGUGAAGAAAUCGACUCCAAGUUCCUGGGCAGAGGAGACCCGAGGGAGGAAAAGUGCCGGCAAACACAAGCGCUCAGCAUCGUGGGGCAGUGCAGAGCACCUGAGGGAGGUGGCCAAGCUGAGGAACCAGUUGCAGAAGCGCUCCCGCCACGUCCCUCCCUCAGCAGGAUAUGAGCUCCCCCACAACCCCCUGCCAGCAGGUCAUGCAGCAGGCAUAACUCAGACACUGCCCCUGAUACCCCUGAACAGACUCGCUCCACGACUGCGACGUAGUGUUGAAGGCCUCAACUUGGAGCUGGAAGAGGUGUUUGUUUCUGAGAAACCUGAGGAGCUGCACGAGAUUCUGGAUAUCCCAGAUGGUCACAGGGCCCCUGUCCCUGUCCAGAGAUGCAGCAGUGGCUCUCAGAGUGAGCCCUCCCCUGGCCCCCUGGAUCUGGAUCCUUCCCUCUUCUCUCCUUCUCAGUCCCCCUGUCCUUUAGAUCCAUUGCUUGUGUCUCCUUCAAAUUCCCCUUCUCCAUUGAACCCAUCUCUUCUGUCUCCGUCACUGUCUCCCUGUCCCAUUGGAGAGCCAGAGCCAGUGGACUGUGAGACGCUGUGUCCCGCUCCGUCCACAUCACUCCCUUCAUUUGCACUGGACCCUCCUCUGUUGCAGCCCUGCUCUUCCGCUCCUCGGCCAAACAAAACUCACGGCUUCCAGCGCGAGCCGCCAGAAGGCUGCGAGCGAGUACGAGUGUGCGAGGAGGCAUUCUCCAGGGCUGCCUGUCAGGAUGAGCCUCUCCUUCAGCCAUCCUGCCCUGACCCCAACAAGGUCAACUUUACCCCCCAUGGAGGCUCCGCUUUCUGCCCUGUCAGUCUUCUAAAGCCCCUCCUGCCCUCCAUGGACCUCCUCUUCCGUGGGCUGUCAGUCUCUCCGGUCACCGGCUGCCCAGGUCAGGCCUCUCCUACCAGGCACCUGGGCAUGCAGUAGGUGGAUAUCUGAGUAGAGCAUCAUCUCAGGGCUAAACCACACUGCACUGCCAGAACCUGCAGAAACUGGAUUUGUUUUACAGAUACACUUGGCUCAUCAAUGCUGUAACGUGCCAUGAUCACUGUGAUCAAAACAAGAGACUGUGAUUUAUACUUCAGAUUGACUUUUAACUAAAAUCUGGCUGUUUUACUGAUUAUUUCCACCUGCAGGAUGUUUUGUUUAAGCUGAUAUUUACCUCAUCCGUAUUUAGUAUUCCCAAUGUGAGCUGUGGAUUAACUACAGGACUGGAAAUGUGUUUGUUUUUUUAUGGCUGACUAAGUUUUUGAUAAAACUUAAUAUUGUUUUAGUUGUGCAUCAGCAGUUUAAACAAAGACUGCAGUCUGCUGGGGAUGUUUUCAUUUUAAAUUUAAAAUAAGUGAAUUCAGAGUAAAAAAAAAAAACCAAGCACCUACAACAUACAAGUAUUACUUUUUUACUAUCCUUUACUGUUUAUUAAAGAAGUGUUAAGCUUAGAUGAACUUUCAGGUUAAUUUGAGAAACUUGAUGGGUUUGUUCCUGAAAUUUCAGAAAAUCUGUUUGUUUGAAGAGACAUAUUUUUUGGCCCAUAGUUUAAUGGUGGCCUGCUUUUCUACAAAUGUAUUUCUAAGAAGAUAUAUAUUUUUGUAUCUUUUUAAGGAGUUAUGAGGCUGGAGAUACUGUUGUAUUCACUGAAAGAAUUUGCCUUCUGUUUAUACUUUGUUUUAUAAGCAGGAAUGGAUGUUUUAUUAGCUUUACUUGCCUAAGGGGGGGCAUUGUUCUAACCAAAUGUUUGCAAUUUUGUCAACUUUUUAAGAAUUUGAGUGGGUCAAGCUGAGUUUAAAAAAGUUUUUCUUUGGACACGUGGUUCUGGUCAGAAAUGGAUGUGGUUUAGGUUGAUUCUAUCUGAGUUCAUGUUCAAAUGGAUAACACACUGUCUUUGUCAGCAUGAUCCUAUGCAACACUCAUAUAAAAAAACAUAGCCUACCUAUAGUUGAAAAAAUAGGUAUUUUUUUGUCAGACCUGUUUUCUCAGACCUGAUUAUGCACCCUUUAAUUGUUUAGUGUGCUGUUGUUGGCAUUGUGAAGAAAGUAAAAUAACGAGAUGUCCUAGCCGUUUAAAAACCUUCUGUACUCCUUA